Molecule: messenger RNA, 1370 nt
Organism: Nematocida parisii ERTm1
Lineage: Eukaryota; Fungi; Microsporidia
Exons: 1
Coding region: 1-1254 (417 amino acids)
Source: RefSeq, a predicted model, not a curated record
AUGCGUACUAGCACACUGCCACUACUACUUUUUUUCUUAUACGAAUCACUUGCUAUAGCACUGCCCCGUACAUAUGAAUCAACUGGCCUGCCUACUCAAGGACUUUUAUAUAACUACGGAUCAUAUGGAUUUGUAUCAACACCCAAAAUAUUUGAAGGAGUUCCUAUGGGGAAUCUUAUUGUGAUAGGAAGAGAUAAUGACAUAAAGCUAGGAAUAACGAUAUUCCAGCCGAUAAAAAUGGUUCCUGUAUAUAAUUUAAAAGUAACUCCUGCUAAAUUGGCCGGUGACAAAAAAGCAGGCAAUUCAUCAGAACAAGUCCUCUCCAUGACACCGCUGGGAAUGCUUACUAAGCUUCCAUAUGACGAGAGAAAUCCGCUUCAGUAUUUUACAAUACUACUUGCUAAAAACUUCCCUGGAUAUUUCAGAAUAAUAUCCUCUACCGGACUUUGUCUAACCCCAAAUAGAAAACAAUUAUUGACACUGUCGCUGUGCUGGAGUGAAAAUAGCCGAGUGAUUACAAAGCAGCUUUUUAAAAUGUAUAAAAAGGAUAAUGAUGACAAAAACUCAGAUCCUAUCUAUAUUCAAAAGGGAAUAUCGCCAUAUUACUUUAGAGGGUGCGCACCAUGUACCCGUUCUAUUCCAGACCCUUCAAAUGGGGAGUAUAUACUUGUUAAUAGCAAGUACUGCGAAGAGAACUGUGGAAAAAACCAGCAGCCUAAUCCAAAUGAAAAGCCAGAAAAUCUACACGUUCCAAACCCUCCGCAUCAACAACAAAACUCUUCUGGCGGGCAACAAUCAUCGCCCUCUUUUGGCAGGCAACAAUCAUCUCCUUCUUCUGGUGGGCAACAGUCAUCUCCUUCUUCUGGUGGGCAGCAGUCAUCUCCUUCUUCUGGCAGGCAACAGUCAUCUCCUUCUUCUGGCGGGCAGCAGUCAUCUCCUUCUUCUGGUGGGUGGCAAUCCUCGCCAUCAUCACAAUACAAUCCAAGCGAGUCUAAUAAUUCAUCGCAAAAUUCCGCCCAGCCAGAACAGCAGUCCAACCCAGCCCCAGGUUCUGGAUCAUCACCAUCUUCUCAGCCAGCAACAAGUGGUGAGCAGCCCUCCUCUCAGCCAGCAGAAAGUGUAGAGUAUUCAUCUUCUGAGCCAAAAACAACCACUGAAGAGAUAACUUCUACUGAUCCUAAUAACCCAGGAAAAACAACCAUAACAACCACCACUCGCUCCAGUAGCUCUCGUCAUGUACGGCCUAUGCCUUAAAUUAUAUAGGCCUUUAUAUGUUAUAAAAUAGUUGUAAAAUAUGUGGAUUUUUAUUUUAGUUAUAAGAAGCUCAUUAAAUAAGACUCGCUGCAUAUAAUUAUAGUAAAAUAAAUAAU